CGAAGGGGAAUCUCAAUUCGCUCUCUGGGCCGGGCAUAUCAACCGACGUACGUUGUGUGUACUACGUACUACGUAGCCAAGCCUGUUAGUCCUUCUGGUCUUCCUCCUACACUUUCAGUCUGCAUGAGGGACGGGAUUUGGAGAACAACCCGGCAAUUUUCGAAUCUAUUCGGUUAUUGACUCGUGGUGGUGCGUGUGCAGAGCGUUUUAAUGAGAAAAUCGUUCAGAUCAUCCCGAUGAGCACAUCAAAAUGGCGGCGGAGACGUGCCUAUCCCGACCUGCAAAACGAGACCAAGGAAGCGUUGGAAAGCACCUCGUGGCGCUCUACGUGCUAACCGGAUGCUGCCUCUUGUUCCUGUGCUUGGCUCUCUGGAGCUUGUUCCUCCUCGAAGAGGCCGGGACCAGGACCAAUCAAGAGGUGAACCUCCUGAGGAACCAUUUGGCCUUGGCGAACGCUCAAGCCAGCAUGCAUGCUGAUAAAUUGCUCACCUUGGAGGAGUCCGUGGCCCGAUGGUCUCCACCCCCGCCACCGCCGGAUCUCACCUGGAACACCGACCUGAGUGGAAGCCAACCUUGGCUCUUAAAGCGAUCCAAGCGCCAAAUUCUGAGCGAAUGCAAAUGUCCCCCUGGACCUCCCGGAAAACGAGGAAAGCGAGGCAGAAAAGGCUUGGGUGGAACCCCGGGACGACCCGGAACACCCGGUACCAAAGGAUCUCCGGGCAAGAAUGGAUUUCCUGGACCAAUUGGCAUGGAUGGACCUAAAGGUGAAGCUGGAGAACCAGGUGUGAAAGGCUCAAAAGGUGAAGUUGGAAGUCCAGGAUUGGAACUCAUCGACAAAAAUGGGGAUUACAUUGUGACUCCAGAGCAAAUUCUCAUGUUGAAGGGAGAACCAGGAGCUGCUGGACCUCUAGGGCCGCCAGGUAAUCAAGGAGAGCCUGGCUUACCCGGAUAUGAUGGUGUGCAAGGCCGGCCAGGUCCAGUGGGAACUAAAGGUGAAGCCGGUCUGCCAGGUAUACCCGGUGAAGCUGGGGAGCCUGGAGAGCCAGGCCAACCCGGAGAGCCCGGAAGAAAAGGGGAGCGGGGUGUGGUAUCCUCCGUGGGUGGAAUGGGCGCUGAUUUUCCCACUGCUAUUAUUGAGGGUCCCCCGGGACCUCCUGGGGAUAAGGGCGAUGCUGGCGACCCCGGUCGAGAUGGCAAACCAGGCAAGCCGGGUGAUCCUGGUGUUAACGGGAUUCCUGGUCAGGAUGGGAAACGAGGAAAGAAAGGACGAGAUGGGGACGGCAUUCCCGGACCAAAGGGUGAUUCAGGAGAAAGGGGUCCCAAAGGGGAACCAGGUCUUCAUGGUUCAAAGGGCGAUAAAGGCAACGACGGACUCAAAGGACUAGAUGGUGAGCGUGGCAAACGGGGGCGGAAAGGCGACAAGGGUGAUAUUGGCCCGAUCGGCCCACCCGGGUUAGAUGCUCCAUGUCCCGUUGGCCCCGAUGGACUACCUCUGCCUGGUUGCGGUUGGCGCACAAAUCCUGUUGCGUUCCCAGGCUCUGGAACGGGGAUUGCAGCCACGGACGCUCCAGACGCUCAAUCUGCUGGCGGCACCGGUAACGACUUCUAUGGAGCAGUGUCCUCUGGCACCAGAUUCGGGUCUGUUGACGGGGCUUACGGGGACUUCAGUAAUCCCAGCCCAUCGUACUACGCGCCUACUUACGGCCCAAGUGUACCCUCCAAUUCUUAUACCUCGUGGAAUGAUCAGUAUGAUAAUGAGCCGGACGAUGAGGAAGACGCGGAGGACGAUGGUGCCGAUGAUGAAGAGUACGAUUCCGACACGGGUUAUUACGGGACAACCGUGAACGCUGGCUCGUCGUGGGGCGAUUCCGGAUCGGACAACGUUUGGGGCAAGAGCACCACGUACAACACGUGGGAUUCGUACGACAGGAGCACCGAUCAAGGCAAUGAUGACUCGCCGUACUCCUAUGGGGAUACCAAAUACGAUAGUUCGUGGUGAAGAUGCCAUGUGUUUUUAGAUAUAUUUUCAUAUCUUUUGCCGAUGUCAUGCAAUUUCCAAUGUUUUAGACAGAUUUCACAAAGAAAGAAACACGACCCACGUAAGCAGGA
Molecule: messenger RNA, 2109 nt
Organism: Tigriopus californicus
Lineage: Eukaryota; Metazoa; Arthropoda; Copepoda; Harpacticoida; Harpacticidae
Product: collagen alpha chain CG42342-like
Exons: 10
Coding region: 251-1999 (582 amino acids)
Source: RefSeq, a predicted model, not a curated record